UCCAGGCUCCAGUUAGGUUACAUCAGCCUCUGAGGGAGCACAGCUUCCCAGUGUGCCAAACAAACAGCGAUGGCGCAGGGCUUAUUUUGUGGCAUUGAGGAUCUACUGGCCUCUGGAAGUCAGUUAGUGUGGACUCUGACUGAACAGGUGCUGAGGAGAUGCUAUAGUGAUGGGCUUGUGCCCUGUAGGAGGUUCCUGCAGACAUGCUGUCAUCUGGGAGAUGUCUAUCAGAUGACGGAGGGCCGGCUGUGUCAGGUGCUUCUGCUAGAUGACAGGCAGCUGGAACUACUGGUCCAGCCAAAACUGUUGUCCCGAGAUCUCCUGGAUCUGGUUUCAUCACAUUUCAACCUAAAAGAGAAAGAAUAUUUUGGAAUCUCCUUCACUGAUGAGAGGGGUCAAAAAAACUGGCUUCAACUGGAUCGCAGGGUGCUGGACCAUGACUUUUCCAAAAAGACUGGACCACUUGAGCUCAAAUUCCAAGUCAGGUUUUACAUCGAGAGUGUUGCAUGUUUGAAAGAUGCUACCACUGUCAAACUGUUUUUCCGGAAUGCUAAGAUAUCUGUCUACAAUGAAACCAUUGAAGUGGAGAGUGAGAUCGUUUUUAAGUUAGCUGCAUACACUGUUCAGGAGGCAAACGGAGACUUCAUAAGUGAUGAAAGCACAAGAUCAGACUUAAAAAAGCUUCCAGCUUUCCCCACUGCGGUUUUAAAGGAGCACCCAUCAUUAGCAUUCUGUGAAGAUAAAGUAAUCGAGCAUUAUAAGAAGCUAAAAGGACUCAGUCGUGGACAGGCUAUCGUACGGUAUAUGACCUUAGUUGAGUCCUUGCCUGCAUAUGGAGUUCAUUACUACAAAGUGAAGGACAAACAGGGCAUACCGUGGUGGUUGGGGAUUAGCUACAAAGGCAUUGGCCAGUACGACCUGCAAGACAAGCUCAAGCCACGAAAGCUCUUUCUGUGGAAACAGCUUGAAAACUUGUAUUUCCGUGAGAAGAAGUUUGCCGUAGAGGUCAACGACCCUCAGAGAAGAACAGCUUCUAGACGCACAUUUGGUCAGUCUGGUCAGGUCAUCCACACGUGGUAUGCCAGCCACUCUCUGAUCAAAACCAUCUGGGUAAUGGCAAUCAGCCAACACCAGUUCUACCUGGACCGCAAACAGAGUAAAGCUAAAAUAACUACAGCAAGAAGUUUGGGUGAUAUUGCCAUGGAUCUCUCAGAGACUGGAGCUCCAAGGAACAGUAAGCUGGUCAGCAUGGAGAGUAAAGACAAGCUCAUCAUGGCCAGCAAUGGAAGUUUGGUCUCUUCCAAUUCUGCCGACAAUGAUGUGAAUGAGGAACAGAAGAAAGAGAAGAUUGCAGAACUGAAGAACAAACAGAAGAGCUUAAAUGAAAUUCUGGCACUAAAGGAAGAAGAGCUAAAGAGAAUCUGCCUCCGGGAAGCUGAACUUACCGGUGUGUUACCCAAGGAGUAUCCUUUGGCAUCAGGAGAGAAGCCCCCCACUGUUCGAAGGCGCAUGGGAACUGCUUUCAAAUUGGAUGAUCUUUUCCCUUAUGAUGCGGACCCUCUUUUAAGAAACAUGGAGGGCUGCUUUGCGCUCCAGAAGAAGAUUGUGGAGGCAGCGAAAAAACUUGCCUAUGAAAAUGAGCUCUGUAAAACUGUGAAGAAGAAACGCAGGAGAAACCUUCUGGAUGCUACCAAAAAACUUCAGGAGAUUGAAAAUGAGAUUAAUGGUUACAGAGUGAAGAUUGGCAAGGAGCCCACACAAAGAGCUUCUGUCAUCAUUGCUGAUGAUGUGAACCUUGACAGCCUUUCUGACUGCCUAAAUUUGGAAGAUGAUGAGCCAUCGCAGAGACAACGUUCACGUUCAGUACAGUAUUCUCCACGUCCUAACUCGUCAAACUCCUUCACUGCAUCAUACAAUUCGGAGCACGGAAGUGACGACCACCAGAACUAUAGCAGAUUAAAUUAUGGCGAAGUCCAAGAACCUGUGACCUAUAUACAGGGAGACACCUUAUCAACACACAGCCCCUACCAUCAACCCUCACGACAACCCUCAGACUCGCGGAGCAUGCCCCCCACCCCGCAGCUUCCCCGCAACGCCUACAGCAGCAUCCAGCUCAGCACUCAUUAUCGGCAGCGCAGUGGCAGUCUGGAAUCUCAGUCCCAGUUCCUUACGGAAAGCGAACCAUCCGAGCCUGUCUUCACUAUCUCUUCUCCUCGUCGUAGCAACAGCACUGAAAUUCUUGACGAUGGCUCCUCCUACACCAGCCAGUCCAGCGUGGAGUACUCUGCACCCGGCUGCCAUUCCCGUGCCAAAAACCGACAUCGGAGGAGGCAGGGCAACAUAUACGCCAACACAGGAAGCAUGCCUAACCUAGCACAGAAUGACACACGUGGUUAUACAUCCCAGCCUCGGCAACAGCCAACCACCACAGCCUAUUACGUCACUGGAUAUCCGCGGUACAUGGAACCUGAAGUGUAUCCAAAUGGACCGUAUAUGUAUGAGACUGAGAUGGAGGGACACUAUAAUGUUAACCCCUCCUACCCCAGACAUGACCCUCAUGGGAACUACGGCCAUGAUGAGAUAGACGGUUUGGCUCAUAACCUUUAUGCCACGUUAAGGCCACCAAGGAACCGUCCUCCAUCCAGAAAUGAGAAUUUUGCCAGAAGCAUGCAAAGGGCUGAAGUGGUGGAACACUUGCGUGGAUGGUACAGCCGACAGAACAAACAACCAGGGUAUGAUACCUACAGGGGGCCACAGCAAAACCUCGGCUACAGGACCAUGUCAUCAAGUUAUGUACGCAGUGACAGUACAGCUUCCUACUCAACAGUUAGUUCGGGAAACUGGCACAGUCGACCAGUCAUGGCAAUGUCAGAUUAUGAAAUGCCUCUCACACACCAUCACCCCUACGGCUACAACACUGUCCAUCACAGCCACCAGUUACACAGCAGGUCCUAUAUAGACGUGAGCCACCACGAUUCACACACGAGCAGCCCAAUAGACAGCAGUUUUGACUCUGAAGACCAGCAGACGCUGCAUUGGCAUGAGGACUCGAAACCUGGAACCAUAGUGUAGAAGAGACUGAGAGAAACUGUUUCCUGUUCACUCUCAUGUGCCUUGUUCUCAUCCCAUUUGCUUAUUAAUAGCAAUGAAUUCCAAAGUUAGGAAUGUUGCCGGACAAGAGCCUUAAAACAUGCGUGUGAAGAUGAUCCUGCUAGACGACAUGAAAGGACAAUUGCUCUUCGUGAACAAACUAUGGGAUAGCACUUUGCCUAAAAGACAGCUGCUGUGGAAACUUAUGGUGCUGUGGGCAGAAUGAACUGGGGACAUUGUCUAAGCCUCAAUACACUCUGUGACAUUGAAGGAUAUUGCAACUUUAAUAUUUCAUCAGGCACAAGCUAAAAAUGAUAUGAAGGAUUGAAACCAGAUUUUUCUCUUGUGCAAAACCCUCACCAAAAUAUUCCACAAUGCUUUUUCACACUUGGAUUUUUAGUGUUGCUGAUCUCCUCUUUUAUCGACAAACUUUUACAGUGUUUUUUAUGUUCAUAAACCAAAAUGCGAUGUGAUGGUGCAACAACAACUUUUUCAUUCAGUAUUUUCACUCAUCACUUUCGGUUUAAGUGCAUUCACAAUAACAGGAAUCAUUCUUUUCUGGCUUUGUACUGGGCUUUACACCUGUGUACUAUUUCAAUUUGGUUCACAACCAGCAAUGCUGUUUUUUAACAGUGCACAACUAACAUUUGGACCAGUCACAAGAAGAAUUUGUUUUAGCACAUGCCAAGUACUAGUAAAUCAUGCCUGUCAACAUUCUACUUUGCGUCAGACAUUGCCAAGUAUUCAGUUAGUUUUCUAAUACUGUUAAAUGGUUUGGAACAGCUCUAAUAAUUGAAACAUGAUUACAUGGGAGUAUAAUUGUUUUAAUACUGUCACUAACAAUUAGUCCGGUACAAUAGUUGUUACCAUUUACUGCACUUUUAUACCCUAAUGGACUUUUGCUCACUCGGAAAGAUUGGAAACCGUGACCGAGCACACUGCGUCUCUCUUUCUCUUCAGAAGGGAACUGUAUAUGUAUUUGUAAAUACUGUACAAACAUUUGAUACAUUUUUCACCUUUUAGAGAGAUUUGUUUUUAUCAUUUUGAAAGAUUUUGUUUUGAAAGCAUAUAAUAUAUAGUUUGGAGUUAUCAAGCUGGUUCUUAGUAAUUUGUCUAAAAAAAAUUCAUUGGAAUUAAAAAAGAAAACCAA
Molecule: messenger RNA, 4240 nt
Organism: Rhinichthys klamathensis goyatoka
Lineage: Eukaryota; Metazoa; Chordata; Actinopteri; Cypriniformes; Leuciscidae
Gene: frmd4ba
Product: FERM domain containing 4Ba
Exons: 23
Coding region: 70-3072 (1000 amino acids)
Biological process (GO): establishment of epithelial cell polarity
Cellular component (GO): cytoskeleton; adherens junction; bicellular tight junction
Molecular function (GO): cytoskeletal protein binding
Source: RefSeq, a predicted model, not a curated record